Messenger RNA from Verruconis gallopava, 1391 nucleotides. RefSeq lists its product as uncharacterized. The record is from RefSeq and is a predicted model, not a curated record. Gene Ontology annotation, cellular component: VCP-NPL4-UFD1 AAA ATPase complex. The transcript has 3 exons. Lineage: Eukaryota; Fungi; Ascomycota; Dothideomycetes; Venturiales; Sympoventuriaceae. Bases 142 to 1236 code for a protein of 364 amino acids. Gene Ontology annotation, molecular function: polyubiquitin modification-dependent protein binding.
CAAGCUUCGAAAGCUUCAUAGAUCGAAAACAAUCCACCUUUCACCUUGAAACAACACAAAUCCUCAACUCACUCCUUGUGCGCGUCUCACACGUCUACUCCCCUUUCACUUGACCGCUUGCAACAACCCAUCUCUUCAGCCAUGUUUCGCCCCGACCUCUACGGCGAGGAAGAUCCCAUGGCCAUGUACCAAGCGGCCAUGAUGCGGAGAGGACAGCCUCGUCGUUUUGACGAAUACUUCAGAUGCUACCCGAUAGCCAUGAUGCCCGGCCCAGAGCGGCCAGAAGCAAAUACAGGCGGCAAGAUCUUUCUACCUGCGAGCGCUCUCGAUAAGCUUACACGUCUACACAUCACAUACCCUAUGCUCUUUGAGCUCACGAACGGCUCCAUGGAGAAAUCCACACAUGCAGGUGUUCUUGAAUUCAUUGCUGAAGAGGGCAAAGUCUAUCUGCCUUACUGGCUUAUGCAGACACUGCUCCUAGAGCCCGGAGACCUAGUACAGGUCAAGAGCACCGAUCUUCCGUUGGGGAGCUUCAUCAAGCUGCAGCCGCAGUCUCCAGACUUCCUCGAGAUCUCCGACCCAAAGGCCGUCUUGGAAAACGCGUUCCGCAAUUUUUCUUGUCUAACUACUGGCGACGUCUUUCAGUUUAGCUACAACGAUCAGAUAUACAGCAUAGCAGUAAUAGAGACACGACCGGAUAACCCGAAGAAAGGCAUCUGCACAUUAGAGACUGACCUUGAGGUCGACUUCGCCACACCCGUGGGCUAUGAGGAACCGAAGAAGACCAGCGGCACCAGCACACCGCGUAGCGCUACAGGAAGCCUGGCUGCUCAACAUGGCGUUCUACAUUCACACGGAACUAUGGCACAGGCGAUCAACUAUGCGGACAUUGCUCCUACAUCCACUCACGCCGCCGCAGGGGCGCGAGCUUUGUCUUCGAACUUCCAAGGCACAGGUCAGAAACUGGUCUCUAAGAAAGGGAGCAAGGCACCCACGCCAAAGCCUUCCACGCCAGUCGCGGGCGCGUCAGCAAACGCAAAUCCAGUCGCACCUAGGCCGAGGAGAAAUGGCCCCCAGCCGCUGAGACUACCGUACGGCAAGCUAUUCUUUGGUUAUGAGAUCAAGCCGGUGAAGAAGAAGGACGGUGACCUGAGCGAGGACAAGGCGAAGGAGAGUGUUCACUUUCAAGGCCAAGGUCAAAGCUUGAGAAAGAAAAAGGGAGACAGUAAGCGGUGAGAUGGCGUAUUAGUGUACGAUCGGGCACAUAUACUAUGUAAAGGAUUCGAAAGCAUAGCGAACGGCGCAUGGGAAAUGGAUCGAUUGGAAUGUCAUAGACCAUCCAAGAUAGGCAUUGCGACCUCAAGAACGAUGAUUUGAUGAUGUGCCACGUG